Messenger RNA from Rubroshorea leprosula, 1879 nucleotides. The record is from the annotation of a GenBank genome assembly. Lineage: Eukaryota; Viridiplantae; Streptophyta; Magnoliopsida; Malvales; Dipterocarpaceae.
GUAACGCUCGCCGUUUCCGGUUCCUCUCUCUCUUCUGGAGUUUCCAGUUUUUCGAAAACCUCUUCGUCUUCUCCGGAAAUGACGACGCCGACGCCGGCGCCGUCUCUGUCUCCGUCUCAGCCCACCACUUGCGGCUCUCUCCUCCACGAAUUGCAGAUGAUAUGGGAUGAAAUUGGGGAAAGUGAUGAUGAAAGAGACAAGAUGCUUCUACAACUAGAGCAAGAAUGCCUCUAUGUUUACAGGAGAAAGGUUGAAAUGACCAGAAAGCACAAGGCUGAUUUGCAGCAAUUCCUGGCUGAAUCUGAAGCAGAAAUAGCUAACCUUGUUUCUGCCCUUGGGGAACAUUCUUGCUUCUCACGGGCAAAGGGCACCAUAAAUCAGCAAUUAUCUGCUCUGAAACCUGUUUUGGAGGACUUAAGGUUGAAAAAGGAAAAGAGGAUUAAGGAAUUUCAUGAGACCCAAUCACAGAUUAAUCAGAUCCGUUCAGAAAUAGCAGGUAACAUUCUUUCUAAUAAAGGUGCUGAAACACAAGUUAAUGAAUCUGAUUUGACAGUGAGGAAAUUGGGGGAGCUCAAGUCAUACUUACAGGAACUUCAGAAUGAGAAGGUUCUCCGGUUAAAGAAAGUUAAUAGCCAUAUAAAUACCAUUCAUUCUCUGUCACUUGUGAUGUCAAUUGAUUUCUUGAAGACAGUGGGCGAUGUUCAUCCUAGCCUGAUUGAUCCUGGUCAAUCGAAAAGUAUCAGCAAUGAUACUCUUGCUAGGUUAACAGGUGUAAGUAAUUCACUAAUACAAGAUAAACAACAAAGGUUGCACAAGCUUAAAGGUUUUGCAAGCACGUUGAUAAAGCUGUGGGAUCUCUUGGACAUGCCUAUUGAUGAGAAAAAGAGAUUUGAGCAUGUUACUAGCUUUCUUACUUCCUCAAUUGAUGAGGUCUCUAGGCAAGGAUCCCUUGGUCUAGAUGUCGUUGAGCAGACUGAGGUUGAAGUUGAGAGACUGAAUGUACUGAAAGCAAGCAAGAUGAAAGAGUUGGUCUUCAAGCGGCAACAUGAGCUUGAAGAAAUCUACAAAGCGGUUCAUAUGGAUGUAGAUAGUGAUGCAGCACGACAAAUACUUAUUAGCCUCAUAGAAUCUGGUAAUGUUGAUCUCUCUGAUCUACUAUCAAGCAUGGACGAUCAGAUUGCAAAAGCCAAACAAGAUGCUUUGAGCAGAAAGGAUAUUUUGGAAAAGGUAGAGAAAUGGAAACAUGCAUCUGAGGAGGAAAAGUGGCUUGAUGAGUAUGAAAAGGAUGAAAAUAGGUAUAGCGCGGGAAGAGGGGCCCACAAAAAUCUGAAACGUGCAGAGAAAGCCCGGAUUUUGGUCAGCAAAAUACCAUGUAUGGUUGAAAAUUUGACUACAAAAGUAAAAGCAUGGGAGAUGGAGAAAGGAUUCCCCUUUUUAUAUGAAAAGGCUUCUCUCUUGCCUAAGUUGGAGGAAUAUACUAUGCUACGCCAGGAGAGAGAGGAGGAGAAGCGUAGAGCUCGAGAGCAAAAAAAAUUACAGGAACAGCUUGCAGUAGAACAAGAGGCGCUCUUCGGCUCAAGGCCAACAACGAAGAAACCACUGGGUCAGAGCACAAAUACCAACAGCACAGUUGGAACCCCAAUUGGUCGCCGUGUUAUGACUCCCUCAGGUCGGACUGGGUUCUCUGGCACAAAGGAACAUAGGGAAAGUAGCCGGGUUAAUAAUGUAAUACCCUUAAACUAUGUUGCUCUUCAAAAGGAUGAUUCUGGUCGGUAGAGGGUGGAGACAGCCCCAUCUCAUGUUUAGGACCUAUGUGUAAAUUUCGCCAUUCUAUUUCAUUGCGAUAUUAUUUUACAUGAAAUCAACGAGCAUCAUUGCA